AAUAUCAAGCUUCGAUCAGCCAAUCAAUACAGAAACGGAAAUGUCAUCACAGAAUUUGUUUGAGCUUUUUUCUUGGUCCCAUAUGGAUUAUGGGAAUGGUCUCAACCCAGGACCUGAAGAACAACCUCAAGAUGGCCCGGAGUACAGAGCGAAUCGUCCAGGUGGCUCUAGACUUCCAGAAGAUUUUGGACGUGAAUCUGACCAUCCGGAAAAUCUGCCAUGGUCACUCAGCCGUGAACUAGGAAGUAUUCAUAUAUUUGUUCGUUACCAAUUGCAAGUUCCAACGAAUGAAACGGGCCAUAUGUUGACACUUAGUAGUUCAUUUCGCCUCGGAGGGCCGAGUGCAGCAAUCUAUGCCUAUGCGCUCCUUGGGGUGUUGGCGACCAUGGUUCUGCAUAACAUAGCUACGAUGUUGCGCGUUUGGCCGGUUGCCGGGGCGCUUCUGCUGUAUGUCAAGCAUUUCCUGGAUGAGGAGAUUGGUAUUGUUGUCACUAUUGUCUAUUGGUUGACUUAUUGUCUCACCGCCGCGGCAUUGACUGCGACUAUAGCUGAUCUUUUGGCUAUUUUUCAUCUAUCGGAUGCGUCGACAGUCGUGAUUACGGUGGUUGUUUCCGUAAUUCCGGUCGCGUUGAACUAUUGGAGUAUAAGGGCCUUUCGACAUAUCGAGGUAGGCUUGGGUGUCUUUAAGCUAGUUGUUGCGCUUGUGAUCAUUCUAGAUAUGAAUAUUCUAAAUGCGGGUACACGCUCUCAUAUCCUCUCUGUUCUCACAAAAACAAUCAAACUGAUCGUAUACUCCUCCUUCCAGAGCAACAACCCAAUAGCACGGAAAGCGGCUGGCUGGUUUGGUGGCUUCAUGUCUUCGAUUUUUCUAGGAUCGUUUUCAAUUAUAGGUGUCGAAGUGGUUGCCGUCACUGCCCAGGAAGCUAUAAUAUACACGCGAGCCGAAGACAAUGAGGAAACAGUAACGCACGAAGAACGCCAGCCCAGAGCAAGGUCCGAGGAAGAAUUCACCGACCAGUUCUCAUGGCCUGCAAGGUGGACCCCAAUUGUUGUAACCCUGAUAUAUAUAUGGGGUGUUUGGUCAACAAUGGGAAACAUUCCCUUGGAAGACCUCAAAAUGUUCUACCCCAACAACAACCUGGCUGGAUCUGGCCAUGAUCCUUGUAAAGCCUCGAUCUUCAUUGACACAGCUUGUCCUAAUCCCUCUGGACCUGGCCAAAGCAAUGACAAUCUUACUCAUAAUCAGUUUGGUUUUUACCACCACUGCAGCGAUUUAUGUUUCUUCGAGAACGUUAAAGAACAGAUUCGGUGUACCGCAAAAGCUAUAUUUGUUUCUGCGUGGCUGUUCUGGGUCCCAUUCCUGAAGUUUGCAAAUGCAGGGACAUUCAACCAGGUCGGUUAUUGGAAUAUCCGACCCUUCUGGCUCUGGAAGUAG
Molecule: messenger RNA, 1435 nt
Organism: Talaromyces stipitatus ATCC 10500
Lineage: Eukaryota; Fungi; Ascomycota; Eurotiomycetes; Eurotiales; Trichocomaceae
Exons: 8
Coding region: 41-1435 (464 amino acids)
Biological process (GO): transmembrane transport
Cellular component (GO): membrane
Source: RefSeq, a predicted model, not a curated record